Xylaria bambusicola is the source of this 1018-nucleotide messenger RNA. Its product is annotated as 2OG-Fe(II) oxygenase superfamily protein. Gene Ontology annotation, biological process: peptidyl-proline hydroxylation to 4-hydroxy-L-proline. Lineage: Eukaryota; Fungi; Ascomycota; Sordariomycetes; Xylariales; Xylariaceae. Gene Ontology annotation, cellular component: endoplasmic reticulum. Gene Ontology annotation, molecular function: iron ion binding; procollagen-proline 4-dioxygenase activity; L-ascorbic acid binding. The record is from RefSeq and is a predicted model, not a curated record. Bases 175 to 945 code for a protein of 256 amino acids. The transcript has 2 exons.
CAGCAGUGCUCCUGACGUUUCACUCCUGCAGCUCAUCCCCCGUGUGUUGCGCUGGUAAUUGAACAAGUUGCACAGUUGCUGCUACGAGAUGACUCUCAUCACUUUAUCUUCAUGUAAAAAAAAAACCAAGUUCUCAAUUAUAGACUCAUUGAAAAGUUGAGCGUAGGUGUCGAGAUGGGUCUUCUCAAAUCAUUAUCAUACACGAUAUUUGCUGCCGCCAUCACCGGCGCACACAGCCAACCUGAUCAAAGUGCAUCAUGUCAACAUCCAGCAUACCACAACUACAUGGUAUCGACAUCACCGCUCGUAAUCUACCUCGAAAACUUCCUGACACCACAAGAGCAAAAGCAUCUACAAAUAAUCACAAAAGAUACAUUCUCACGCUCAGGCGUUUCUGACCAAGCUGGUGUCCAAGGACAGCGGGAAACACGGACUUCGCAGUCAACCAACGUCGAGCGCGACGACAUAGUCCGCUGCAUCGAGGAGCGCGCACUCUUGUUUCAGGGCUUCGACACGCCCCGAACACAUCUCGAGCCACUGCAGCUAGUGAAGUACGGCACAGGCGAGCGCUAUCAUUUCCACACGGACUGGUUCACGAACGCGGCGCAGGCGUCGUCUGCCGUAGGCGGCAACAGGCAAAGCUCAUUCUUCGCCUAUGUUUCCGCCGAGAACAUCACGGGUGGCGGGACAAACUUCCCAAUGGUGAAGGCGCCGCACCAUGCGAGGUGGUGUGAUUUCAUAGACUGCGACGAGCCGUGGGAAAACGGCGUCACGUUCCGCCCGAUAGUGGGAAAUGCCGUCUUCUGGUCGAACUUGCUCGACGAUGGCACCGGAGACCAGCGAACGCUACACGCUGGUCUCCCGGUGACGAGUGGCUCGAAGAUAGGGAUGAACAUUUGGACCCGACAGGGGGCAUUGAGUGAGGAUAUUCGGGGUAAAGACUGAGAUAUCUAGAAUGGUUUUAUGGCUUGAUACUGAGGCAGGCAAGAUAUAAUAAAGACAGGUGUCCCACGUCGGU